Molecule: messenger RNA, 2466 nt
Organism: Colletotrichum truncatum
Lineage: Eukaryota; Fungi; Ascomycota; Sordariomycetes; Glomerellales; Glomerellaceae
Source: RefSeq, a predicted model, not a curated record
AUGACUUCUUCUACUGUCAAGGUUGAAGAGGCGACAAUGAGUCGCAAAUGGCUCCCAAGCGGCUGGCGAAGGUCGGCGUUUGUCAACCUCACCAUGAUGUCCGUGUCGCUGCUGAUUUUCAUCAGCUUCCUCGCGACCGCCGUCUCGGCGACUGGUGAACUGAGUCAAUCUUGGAAGUUCUACUCAGCAGAUUGCAAAAGCACGGCCACCGCCAACACCUUACUACAUCUGCUCAUUAACGUAUUGUCUACCGCCAUACUCGCAUCAUCGAACUUCUUCAUGCAGGUCCUCAACGCGCCGUCAAGAAAGGAGGUAGAUGCCGCCCAUGCUAGAGGCAGCUGGGUUGAUAUCGGCAUUCCUUCUUUGAGAAAUGCCUUCAGUCUGUCUCGAUUCAAACUCCUAGCGUGGCUAAGCCUACUGCUGAGUUCGAUCCCGAUCCACAUGCUGCUGAACAGUGCUGUCUUCCAGAUAGGUCGCCGCGAUGGUGACUUUCACGUUAUAAUAGCAACUCGAUCGUUCGUGGAAGGGGGCUCCUACUUUCUCCCCGGUGCCAGUCUGGCUACUAAAGACCUCAUUGAUUAUGGCCGGUACAACGCGAGUAAUCCCAAAACCGAACAGUCUGGAUAUCAUAAUCACGUGGGCAACUACUCCUGGCGAUUGUCAUAUCAAGCUCUCUCUCAAAACAACAUACCCCAAGCAUCAAUCAUCUCAGAAGCGGCAGCGCAGGCUUCGGGGUGGGAUACCUUGGAGCCAUCAGAGUGUCGGAGUCUAUAUGCUAAAGAAUUUUGUUCGGGGUUGAGGAAAUACCGUAACGUCGUCAUGAUCACAGAGGGCCCCGGGUGGAAGAGAUCCGACCUUUGGAACCUGUCCGCCACCGCCGACGAACUUUGGCAGCCGUUUGUCCCGCGAGACGAGGUGAACACAUUGUGGUGGGAGGCGCAGUGCCAGAUGGAAGGCUUGAUUUCAAGCACGACCAAACCUGUCUGCAGUUCCAUCUGCGACGUGUUGACGCGCGACAGACUAGGCCCCAAAGAGCUGAAGCCUGGUGAUCCGUGGCUUCUGCAGAUGAAGUCGUGGUACAGGACCUCUUCGUAUGGGAAUUAUGGGAACACGACACUGUACUCAGCCCCCGAUAAUAUAACAGAGUUCGGAAAGAAGUUCACCGCAAGUGAGAUGCCCAUCUCAUACUGUCUGGCGGAACCGAGAGAGGACGCCUGCGCAGUUGCCCUCUCCAAACCGUUGCUUCUUGGUGUCAUUUUGUCUAUACUGGUAAAAGUAGUGACUUGUGUCGUUGUGACGCAAGUCCUGGGCACCGAGGAAUCGCUGGUCACUCCAGGAGACGCCGUUGCUUCCUUCAUCUCUAAUCAGGAGGGGCAGGGGCUGGCAACCGUGUCGGGACUUUUGACGCAGGAUCUCGUCCGACAAAGAGCGAAAGGAAAAAAGAAAGACGCCGUCUAUCAACCAAUCGAGCCUCAGAUAUGGGCACCGGAACGACGCCGAAGAUCCAUGGCCAUUCCAAAAAAGGUAUGGAUCUCGACUUAUAGUAUCUUGGUGCUUAGUAUUAUUGGAACAUUUGCCGGCUUUACCAGAAGCCAGAUUGUUGGCAGCGGAUCACUGCAAUUUACCAAGUCAGACCAGUCCGAGACGGACAACGUACUCCCAGCCAUCGGGGGCGGCCUUGCCUUCAUCUCGUCGGUGCUCGUCGUCAACGUUCCACAACUGUAUUUCUCUUUUUGGUAUCUUUUAUAUAACGGAUUAGUCACCCGUCUGGAGCUGAGUCGGGAAUGGGACAUGUUUUCUCUCGAAUAUCGCCCGUUGCGGGUAUCGCAUCCGAAGGGCCAUCAAAGCUCGACAUACCGCCUGCAGCUACCGUUCAAAUUGAGCAUUCCUCUGAUGCUCUGCAGCAUCCUUGCGCAUUGGUUACUCUCAAACGCACUUUUCAUUAUGGUUUCUCAGGGCAAUUAUUACCACAUUGGCGCAGGGUACUAUAUGGAUGAUUCAGUCAGUCUACCCAAGGACGCCGCGGUUGGUAUCGGCACUUCCUCCAUGCCACUCCUGGUUCUGGCACUUCUGGCCUCGGUCAUGAUGAUCCUCCCGAUCGUCCUAUCAAGGAUGGAACUGCCCGGUUACAUGCCGAUUGUUGGAUCGAAUUCUCUUGCCAUAUCAGCUGCGUGUCGAAUCUCACCACUGGCGAAGGUUCCCAGGGACUGCGAUGACUGGAGCGACGAACGAGGUAACGAGCUCGACGAGCUGGUUACGCCGUCAAAUGAGGGAAGUAAGGAGGGGUUGGCAAAUGUGGAGGAUAUGAUCCUUCAUCCUCUCAAAUGGGGCGAAGUCGAAAUGCCAAAAGAUUGGUAUCGCGAAGCGGGAGGAGACAAUCUAACAUCGGAUCAAAUAGGCCACCUCAGCUUUGGGACUGUUCUAGAUGACCCUCGACCUCCGACAGAGGGUCGUUUGUAUAUAUGA